Molecule: messenger RNA, 3050 nt
Organism: Nothoprocta perdicaria
Lineage: Eukaryota; Metazoa; Chordata; Aves; Tinamiformes; Tinamidae
Gene: SYCP2L
Product: synaptonemal complex protein 2 like
Exons: 36
Coding region: 45-2933 (962 amino acids)
Source: RefSeq, a predicted model, not a curated record
GCCCGCGAGAAAGCGAAGAAUGGAAGAAGGAGGUAAAUGACGCCAUGGCUACCAGAGCGGAAGACUAUCUUGAGUCACUUCUUACUGAUGCUUUUAAGGGGAAGGGAUUUCAGAAAAUCAGCGAACUGCUUCAAGAGAAAGAAAUUGAGCCUCUCCAAAGAUACAGCAAAUCUCUCCUUAACCAGCUCGAUAAAGCAGUGAAAAAGGAACUGGACAAGAACGAAUUCCAGAAUGUCUCACUGUUGUUGAAGUGCAUUCAGCUCUACUUGAAAAGUGAUCUCCAGGAGGGAGAAAGCCUAUUUAUUGAGCAAGGACUGGUACAAAAGAUGGUAUCUUGGUUUGAAAGAGCAAGAGGUUCCAUGAUCCUCGCAGACCCAAAUGAAAAUAAGGAAUUGAUGAUACUUCUUGAAGACUUCUUUGAUUGUGCCCUGGUGAUUUGCAAAUGCAGUGAUGAAGGGAAGAAAAAGGUGGUGAAUUUAUUUCUACCUGAACUGGGGCAUCUUGUGACAGAAGCAAAUAUUUGCUGUGCCCUGCGGCAGGAGGCUUUGAGGACUCUCAACUCAAUACUGGACAGCGUACCGCGGGAGGAGAGGAAGAAAUUCCCUCUCUCCGAAGAGAUGUGCUUGCUCACGAAAGAUCUUGCCAAAACUAUUCUGGAUGUUGGUGACUAUGACCUUCAGGUUGCCCUUUCAGAAGCACUUUGUAGGUUAAUGACAAAAAAAUGGAGGGAUGACCUUGUUCACCACUGGUUUGAAGAUAAUUAUCUUGCUGAAGCUUUCAAAGAGAUCAAGGAUAGAGAAUUUGAGACGGACUGCAGAAAAUUUCUUAAUCAACUCAAUGAAAGGCUUAGGGAUGAAAGAAGAGUCUAUUCCUUUCCUUGCAUAUCUGCUUUUGCUGACAUGAAUGAGGUGAAGAAGCCCUCGGACGAGAAGCUGGAGGAAUUCUGGAUAGAUUUCAACGCUGGCAGCCACAGYGUGACCUUCUAUGUGGACAGUAGUGAGGGUGCUCUGUGGGACUCUGUGAGGCUGUCAAAAGAAGAAGUUAGUAGUUACAGCCUGAAGGAGGAGAAUGGAGAAAAGACUGUUAAAAUUUACAUGAAGGUUCCUGUUAUUAUCAACAAAAAUGAAGUAACAAAAAUCAGAAUAUCCUUUACUGACAAGCUGGAAAUCUUAGAUGUACUCAAAAAAGUACUGGGAAAUGAAAAAAUGAUGAUAAAUGUGGCUGAAGAGGAGCUUGCCUGUACUGGGGAGCAAACCAAGCAGAACGAAGCAGUAAUACUUGAGUCCGGUAACGUCCGGAAGAAGAGAAAUCCUUCCAACUCUGAAAACACAGACUCCUUCUCAGACCUCCUAGCCUCUCAGCGCAGUGAGCAGUUAACAGACACAGUCACAGUAUGUCAGAAAACGGUCACCCCAGUCACCAUGAUUGAAGUGAGCCAGCAGACCGACAUGGAGGAUAUAAACCCAGGCCCAGAAGGUGAAGCUGUCAUUUCUUUGCCUCCCUCAGCAGAAAAACCCAAAGCUUCCUCUCCAAGGAUGAAAGUUAAGACCAGUGAGAAGCCCUUAGAAGAAGAGACCAUAGAGGUGUCAACACCAAAGGUAUGUGUGUCUUGGGAUCGCUUGAGGGAAGAAAGAAACAGAAAAGCAAGUUUGGUCAAGGAGAAGAAGACUGAAGCCAGGAAGGAUUCCUUUGACUUUGAAAACUCGGACUCUUCAAGUCAUGAAAAGGUUGCUGAAGCAAAAGAAAAGAUCCUUGGACAGAAACUUUCUUCACAAAAGCAGAGGGGUCAUGAAACAGAAGAGAAGAGUCAGGACUCGAGUAAGCUCCAGAAACGACGGUCCAGUUACAGGGAACAUCUUUUCUCUGAAAGCAACAGUGGAAAUGCAAGCACUGGCCUGAGUGAAAAAAGCUGGAUCCUUGACUCACAGAAACGGUCAUUGCCAAGAUCUGUUGAUUACACCCGAAAAAGGCCUCGGGUCAGAAGCAAAUUAAAAGUACUUCCAGUGUCUUCUGCAAGUAGUGGCAGUGAUCACCAGGCAAAGAACUCGGGAGUUUCAAGACCAAGAGCUCAGAAUGAAACACUAAAGGAAAAGGGCACAUCCAGUGACAAGGGAGAUGAAUUACCUACUGCGAAAGUUGCUGUUGAAACAYACUCAGAGGUAGAAGGGAAUCCGGUAGUGAAUAAUACUGCUGCUGAGGGAUAUUCCAAUGUUGAAGAGAAGCAAACACAGAAUUUUCCUGAUCAGUCUGGCAAGUUGUCAAGAGAAGAGGAAUUGUUCAAGCGGAAGGACUCGGGUAUGUUAACUGGUACUGUCUUGAAAAGGCCUAAACUUUCCAGUUGGGAAACAAGUCACUUGUCCUCUGACACUCCCUAUAAACCAAGGAGACUUUUUAAUUCGAUAGAGAAGGAAAAAGGGACUGAAACAGACCAGCAAAUGGAUGAAAUGGAUGACACCUUUUUUUCCAAGAUAAUGAAUGAAGAUGUCAGUGAUUCAGGGGUUAUUACUGCAUUUGAAAGCUUUACCAACCAGCUAAAAAAACUGUUCUGGUUCAGGUACAAGAGGAUGGAGACUUGUGCACAGAAUGCGCUGAGGACCUCUGAGAAGAACGUCUUGACCUUGUUGAGUCAGAUCCACGAGUGCAGGCUGAAUAAGCUGGAAACCUUCCAAAGGAUUGUUGUGGAAGAGCUUGCCAGCCUUGAGAAGGAAACUCAGGUCUUAGCAAACAUGGAGAAGGAUGCAGUGGACUUCUGGAAUGCACAGGCCCUCAAACUGGAUUCUUUUUGCAACCAGCAAAAGCAGCGAAUUCAAUCUGUUGACUCAGCCCUGGGUGAAACAGCAAAGAGUUUUGUUGAAACCAUCCAGAAUACUACGUAUGAACUCCCAGAGAAGAAGGCAACAGAUAAUGCUGUGUUCAUUGUUUCUUCUGACUAAUGAACCCCUGAAUCCCUAAAGGCUCUUAAUGACAUUUCAGCUGCUUCGGGAUCAGAGAGAAGAACUUUGGGUCCUGUGGAGGAUAUGUGAAUGUAUUGUAAAURGAAAGAAAAUUGG